Danio aesculapii is the source of this 1425-nucleotide messenger RNA. RefSeq names its product gap junction protein alpha 10 b (gene gja10b). Gene Ontology annotation, cellular component: connexin complex. The transcript has 2 exons. The record is from RefSeq and is a predicted model, not a curated record. The coding region runs from base 1 to 1425 and encodes 474 amino acids. Gene Ontology annotation, biological process: cell communication. Lineage: Eukaryota; Metazoa; Chordata; Actinopteri; Cypriniformes; Danionidae.
AUGGGAGAUUGGAACUUGCUUGGGAGUAUCUUAGAGGAGGUUCACAUUCACUCCACCAUUGUGGGCAAAAUCUGGCUUACCAUUCUUUUCAUUUUCCGCAUGCUGGUACUUGGGGUUGCUGCGGAAGACGUAUGGGAUGAUGAGCAAAGUGAGUUUGUGUGCAACACAGAACAGCCUGGAUGCAAAAAUGUCUGUUAUGACCAGGCGUUCCCCAUAUCUCUUAUCCGAUACUGGGUCUUACAGAUCAUCUUUGUCUCCUCGCCAUCUCUGGUGUACAUGGGACACGCACUCUACCGGCUCCGAGCUCUGGAGAAAGAGCGGCACAAGAAGAAAGUCCAGCUGAAGGUGGAGCUGGAAGAGAGUGAAGCUUUGGAAGAACACAAAAGAAUCGAAAAAGAGCUUCGGAAGCUGGAGGAGCAGAAGAAAGUGAGGAAGGCCCCUCUGAGGGGUUCCUUGCUGCGCACAUAUGUGUUCCAUAUCUUAACCAGGUCAGUGGUGGAGGUGGGAUUCAUAGUGGGGCAGUACAUGCUCUACGGUAUUGGACUGGCGCCCCUGUACAAGUGUGAGCGUGAUCCUUGCCCCAACAGCGUUGACUGCUUUGUUUCAAGGCCGACAGAGAAGAACAUCUUCAUGAUUUUCAUGCUGGUCAUUGCAGGAGUGUCCUUGUUCCUCAAUCUCCUGGAGAUAUUCCACCUUGGUGUGAAAAAGAUCAAGCAGACCAUAUAUGGAUCCAUGUACAGCGACGACGACAGCAUUUGCAGGUCAAAGAAAAACUCCAUGGUCCAACAAGUGUGCUUCCUUACCAAUUCCUCACCACAAAAACAGUUGCAUUUGACACACACUUCCCUUGCCGUGGCACCUGAUGGACAGAUGGUACCUUUGCCUCUCUAUAUGCAGACAGCUGGUCAUGUGGUGUCCAACAUUAACCCUAAUGGAUCUGUGCAGCCUCUGAGACAGGACCGUCUUCCAAGCCAACCCGAAAUUCAAGUUCUUCAACAACUUGGAACUAAAGAACGACUGUCCAUUCCAGACAAUCGUCUGUUAUCCUGCAGCAGUGAGGAUUCUGGCCCCAAAAGUUCCGAACCACCAAAAUAUUCUCAGCAGCCCCGAGCUUCAUUCAGAGCCAGUCAUAUAGAAAUACCAGCAGCAUUACGGAAGCACAGCCGUGUCAGUCAGUGUAAAGACUUCAGUGAGGAGAGUGAUUCAGUGGAAAGCGGAAACUAUCCUACUGCCAGGAAAGCCAGCUUCAUGUCGCGGGGUCUUUCAGAGAGCCCGUCUGAGAGUGCAGCCUCCAAGAGUGGAUCAGACACAGAGGCCAACCGUAUCACUCAAAGCGAGAGUCCCGCUAUAACACCACCCCCAGCAGCAGGACGCCGAAUGUCAAUGAGCAUGAUCCUGGAACUUUCUUCAAUCAUGAAAAAGUGA